Messenger RNA from Paramuricea clavata, 1642 nucleotides. The record is from the annotation of a GenBank genome assembly. NCBI's taxonomy places the organism in Eukaryota, Metazoa, Cnidaria, Anthozoa, Malacalcyonacea, Plexauridae.
AUGGAGACACAAACAUUUGUGCAUAUAGUGGAGAACUGCAGUCAAGAUGCUUCCGUUGUGGUCAGGAUCACUGAGCAUGUGUUGCACACACUCCACGAAGACAGCGCCAUGAUUACCAAUGCAUACCUGCGACAGGACAACGCAGGGUGCAUUAGGCGUCAGGAUUGCCAUGGUCUUUGUGACCCACAUGUAGAAUGGGAUGGCAUCAGCCGCCAGAACAAUUUUGAGUACACCGACAGAAAAAUUACCGUGUGGGAAGCCUAUGGUGUAGGAAUCGGCAGGAUAAUGCAACAAUGCGACACAUGGGGUUAGUAUGUGCUCCAAAAUUAGAAGUUACUAGCGACCGGCUUCUCAAACAAACAAUUUCAAAAAUGUCUCAGUUUUAUCCUUGCAACAUUACCAAUGUUCAGUUAAUACAAUGACAAAAAAGUUUCAAGUACAUCAAUGGAACUUUUGGGGGGAGGGCUGUUUUGUUUGAAUAAUAGCCCAGUAUUGCAUGUCUGUUAACUCUGUGUAUUUCGUUUGUUUUGCCAUUAUAGCUCAGCCACUUCAGGAUACAUUUGAUGCUCCAUUUACACCUGGUGGUUUUGUGCAUAGUUCAGCCAAGAAGCAUCGCAAGGAGACUGUAUGCAGUGGCCCUUCAGGGUCUUAGCUAGAGGGCCGUGUUGGCCGUGUUAUCGCGGCCAAAAGUGGAAAAACACGGCUAGAUAAAAUGAACGCGGCUUCAUUAUUUAUAUAAGGCCGCGUGUAGGUUCAUAAAAUAAGGUGCAACAGUACUUACAACAGACAGAAUUUCUUCCAAUUUACGUCGUAAGAAAGCUUGUAAAAUCUACUGUUGUUGUUGAAAUUGGCAAAAGUGAUCCGUGAUGUUUUAAUGUUUUGAUGGAUAAUAGGAACUGUAUGGUGUUAAAAUGGUUUUAAAUACCCCCAAGAGUUGCUAAAAUAACUUAAUAUUUUAAUGUCACUGCGCAAUAUGAGCGUAUGCUCGCCUUGUAUUUGGUUGCAAAGCAUAGAACAACCACAGGCAUUGUCUGUUAUUGGCGAGCGUAACUAGAACCGUGAAUUUGGUUAUUCAAGGUAAUUGACAUGUGCACACCCUGGUCAUUAGAAACACGCCCAAGAUCUAAAAUCCUAGCUAAGACCCUGUGGCCCUUCACAACACAAAGAGCAUAUGGUGGAUGGCCUGUUCCAGUGCAGCAACGAAGGAUGCGUGAAGGUCUACCAGACUAACGCUGCCUUAGAGAAUCACUUGCAAUUUGGCACCUGUGACCUCAGAGGAGAGAAUGCCACUCUCAUGGACCGGGCAAAAAAGCUCUAUCACCACAAGCUCAUUGAAGGCACCAGCAGCACAACACUGGUGGAGGAGACCAAGGAAUGACAACCAUCAAAGGAUCCAUUGACUAAAGGCUGCGCACUAAAGAGCACGAGGACAUCGAAGUGUUUCAACGAAUUUCAACGAUCCUGCUUGGAUGGCAAAGUCGUAAUCGGUCAGGAGACCGGCCAGAAACUAGAUGCCGCUGCUGAUGCCAAAGAAAUGCGCUAUGUUAAGAAGAAAGACAGAACAAGGAUGUUCGAAGCGGAAGAGUUUCUAACUGAAACUCAGAUCCGGGGCUAUUUCUCCAGACGGGCAGCCAAAUUGUGA